Messenger RNA from Entrophospora candida, 565 nucleotides. The record is from the annotation of a GenBank genome assembly. Lineage: Eukaryota; Fungi; Glomeromycota; Glomeromycetes; Entrophosporales; Entrophosporaceae.
AUGGGAAACAUCAAAUCCGAAUUAGAUUUAUUGAAACAGGAGAAUGCCAGACUUAUGGCUAGAAUCGUAGAAUUGGAACAGAUUGCGAAAGAAAAAGAUGAACUUGAGGGAGCAACUUCAGAACAGAUAGACAAUACAAUUUCCGAUACAUUUAACCUUAAUGAAACAUGCUCUGGCAAAUCUAAAUCAUUAGAAGAUAAAGAAAUUGAUGACUUUUUAGAUUCGGAAAAUAAGAAAAGGAUUAAUGAUGAGAUAAGGCAAAGGAAUAAGGAAAAAAAGCUAUUACAUAGUAAGGAAACUUCCACUUCUCAGGAUCAAGAUUUACCUUUAGUUAAUCAGGACACUUCAACGGAAUCUGAAAAGACAAUGACAUCCUCAUCAUUAUAUGAUGCAAAAACUGUGACAAAAUGUCACAAUCAAAACCAUGCCCUUGGCAAUUCUGAUACUACCUCCGAAAUACUUGAAUCAGAUAAUCAAAUUGUAGAAGGUUUAAUACAAGAGAUGACUUGUAUUCAUACACAAAGUAUUGUCUCCUCCGAAAUUAACUCCACAUAUUCAAAUAACA